GAGAAUUUUUUUCACAAUUUUUUAAAAGAAGGGACCAAAGGAACAUUGCUUGCUUGACGCACACACAAGAGAACACAAAAAACCGAGUCAGCGGCAGGCAACGCGAGUUCAAACUUCAACUACUUUCAAUGACGGACCCACGAGCUCCACUCCCAUCUUCAUCUUCAUCAACUUACUUACCUCCAAAUGAUUCACUACCUAAACGCUUCAAGGUCUUAUGGCGGGUUCUAUUGAUCUCCAAUUUCGCUCUUUCAGGUUCACUCUACUAUCUCCUCCCUACAUGUUUGCAAGUGCAAGGAAGAGACAUUUUAAUCAGCUGGAGAAUGAUCAAGUAGAAAAACAAAGUGAUAGUGAAAUUAUUACAGAAAUCCCUUCAACAAUUAUGGUGGAUACCACUGGCAUAGUUACUGAGAACGUGUUGGAAGAUCAGCAGCAAGAACCUGACCAGGGGGUGGUUAGUGGUUGGAGAGAAAAGUUAGGAUUUAGUAGAAAAGUGAAUUGAUAGUGAGAUGUUGAUUCUUUAAACAGUUCAUUCUCUCAUAACCGAUUGAAGCUCAUUCAGGUAAAUAUGGUGGGUUGCUGCAAAAUUUUCUUUAAGACUAUUUUGUAGGCGAAUGAUUUAUUGCGGUAGAUUUGUUUGCUUGUAAUAUAAUUCUAAGAAUAUUAGCUCAUAUAAUAAUCAUCUUUUUUGCUGGUAAGUUUUAUUAUUUAAGAAA
Messenger RNA from Cucumis sativus (cucumber), 716 nucleotides. RefSeq lists its product as uncharacterized. The record is from RefSeq and is a predicted model, not a curated record. The transcript has 2 exons. Bases 218 to 502 code for a protein of 94 amino acids. NCBI's taxonomy places the organism in Eukaryota, Viridiplantae, Streptophyta, Magnoliopsida, Cucurbitales, Cucurbitaceae.